This is a messenger RNA of Adineta steineri, 867 nucleotides long. NCBI's taxonomy places the organism in Eukaryota, Metazoa, Rotifera, Eurotatoria, Adinetida, Adinetidae. The record is from the annotation of a GenBank genome assembly.
AUGAAUGUUAUUAAUCAUACUUGUCUCGAUCAUUAUGAUAAUAAUACUGAACGUCUUGUCAAUGCUCUUUUUGAUAAUACUGUUCCAGAACAUCUCAAAACUGAAACAUCAUAUAAAUCAUCAAUAAUACCAGAAUUUACAACAAAUAUUAAUGAUGAUUAUGAUCAAUCAUUGUUCAAUCAAAAUCUUUCUCUUGUUGGACAACGUUUGAAUGUAUACGAUAAUGAUGAAUUUGAUUUCUAUAAUCGAGCAAAUGUUGAUCUUUCAAAAAUACAUCAAGGAAAAAAAACACGAGAUACUUUAUCAAUUCUGGAUGAUAAAUCACAUUUAGAAGGCAUGGAUGAACGUUAUUCUCGUUUAGGAAUUGUUGCAGAUCUAACUGAUGGAGAAUAUGAUGAUGAAUAUGAUGAUACAUAUGAUGAUGGAAUUGUCAAUGUUAGAGAUAAAGAUGAUACAAUUGAUAAUGAAGUAGCAAAGAACGAAAAUAGAUUACUUGGAAAACAACCAGGACGUUUUCGUCAACAGCAUGAUGAUGGUGAUGAAGAAGAUGAUGAUAAUCAAAAUCAAAAUAAACGUCGUCAACAAUUUGUUGAAAAUCCUGAAGUUGUUCGUGAACGAUGGGCACAACAACGAGCAGCUUGGCAACAACGUUAUCGACCACAUCAAUCACAUAAUCAACAACAACAACAGCAGCAACAACAACAACAACCGCAACAGCAUGAUGUUGUUGGAAAUGCUCGUGGUCGUGGUCAAACAACCACUGUUCAACAUAAUCGACGUUAUAAAGAUGCACAUAAAUCAGCUCAAGGAAAUCAUCAUCGUCGUGAUCGAGCUGCACAAAAAGCCAAUCGAGGAUUACUUUCUUAA